Molecule: messenger RNA, 351 nt
Organism: Pyrenophora tritici-repentis Pt-1C-BFP
Lineage: Eukaryota; Fungi; Ascomycota; Dothideomycetes; Pleosporales; Pleosporaceae
Source: RefSeq, a predicted model, not a curated record
AUGACACAUGGCCGCUUUACUUACCUGAACUUUGUCUUACGCUUUCACCAGUAUGAUUACGAAACUCUCGGCGCCAAGAAAAACUACCAAGACUCAAAUGAGCAGGCAACUUACGGUGCUGAACAAGACUGGACUACAGCGGUUUGCAAUGGGCUGGGGGUAGGCUCCAUGCGGGACAAUGUGAACUUCCACGGACAAGCCCGAUUUCAAUGCAAGUUCGACGGUCGUGCGUCUACCGACCCCGCUACGUGGGACACAGUCUGCCAGCGCGGUAACGCGGGCCAAUGGAACACCAAAAACCGCGGCGGCCAGAUUGGCAAGUGGUCCGGCUAUUGCAACACAGCUGUGUAA